AACGCUGCCAGCGUCACUUGCACUGCAACAUCACCAGCCACGCUGCUGCUGCUUCAUUUUUCGCUCAAUUCUCUCAUCAUUCCGCCAACUUCGGUUUCGGUCUCGCCUUCAGCUCUCUCCGCACCGCCAUGCUUCAACUGUAAACCCGCCAUCCUCCACGAUCCCGAACCGACCUUCCUAUCUCAGCCUGCUUGAGCACGGCUAAUUCGGCCCACGAUGGCGCCAACCACCGACGCCGGCGAAGGCUCCUCCACGUCCUCGCGCAAAAACUCCCGAGUGUCGAUCGACUCACUCUCGUCUGCUUCCACCACCAGCAUUGUGUUUGAUCGCAUCCAGGAAGAGAUGGAAAAGAACCCCGCCGACCGCAAGAAGGGCGCCGCCCCCGUCGUGUCGUAUCGCGAUGCGGACGACGAUGACAGCAUCGAUGCCGAGACAGGACCUUUCCUGCCACGAGAGCACGUGCCACGCAAGCCUAUGGACACAAAGAUGAAGAAGCUCGUCAUUAUUGUUGCCGUACUCUUUGUCUCUGGCUGGGCUGCUGCGCUCGGCCUCUUCGUCUUCACUGGCGGAUACCGACACGCAAGCGACCAUGAGCACGACCCUAACGCGGGCAACAGAGGCUCUGCCAAGGCCAUUACCCUCGAACAAGUGCUGGGUGGCUUCUGGUCUCCCAGAUCACAAGAAAUUAGCUGGAUUGCUAGUCCCGACGGCCGCGAUGGCCUCAUGCUGGAGCAAAACGCCCGCAACAAAGACUAUCUGAUUGUCGAGGACGUGCGCGCCAGCAAGGGCGGUUCCGAGAACCAUGCCGACAUCUUCGCUGCUAAGACGCUUAUGAAGAAUCAGGCAUUUCAGCACCAGGGUAUGAAGCACUAUGCCACCUAUGUAAAGCCUAGUGCGGACCUGAAAAAGGUUCUUCUUGGAGUAGAAAAGCAGAAGAACUGGCGUCACUCCUUCACUGCCAUUUACUAUAUCCUUGACGUUGAAACCCAGGCAGUCGAACCUCUUGUCCCGCUUGACGACGGUGCCCGUGUCCAACUAGCAACCUGGAGCCCUCGCAGCGAUGCCAUUGUCUACACCAAGGACAACAACAUGUUCAUCCGCAGCCUUGUCGACAACAAGGUGGUCCAAAUCACCCACGAUGGCGGCCCAGAGUUCUUCUACGGUAUUCCCGACUGGGUUUACGAGGAGGAGGUCUUUUCCGGCAACAGUGCAACCUGGUGGUCCGAAGAUGGCAAGUAUCUCGCCUUCUUACGAACCAACGAGACGGGCGUCCCCGAGUUUCCUGUCGAGUUCUUCCGUGCUCGUCCUUCUGGCAAGCAGCCAGCCCCUGGAGAAGAAGCGUACCCCGAUACCGUCAAGAUCAAGUACCCCAAGGCCGGCGCGCACAACCCAGUAGUCGAUCUCCAGUUCUACGAUAUCGCCAAGGGUGACGUCUUCUCCGUCAAUAUUGGCGACGAGUUUGCCGGCGACGACCGCAUCAUUAACAACAUCCUCUGGGCUGGCAACAAGGUCCUUGUUAAGGAGACCAACCGUGUUAGCGACAUCCUUAAAGUCAUUCUCGUAGACGUGCCCGCCCGCAGUGGCAAGACGGUCAACACCAUCGAUGUCAACAAGAUUGACGGCGGCUGGUUCGAAAUCUCCCACACCAUGUCCUAUGUGCCUGCUGAUCCUGCCAACGGCCGCCCCAGCGAUGGCUACGUCGACUCCGUCAUCAACAACGGCUACCAGCACAUUGGCUACUACACGCCCCUUGACAACGCCACGCCCAAGAUGCUCACAUCUGGCAACUGGGAAGUCGAGGAGGCGCCCUCAGCCAUUGACCUGAAGAACAACCUCGUCUACUUCAUCGGCACCAAGGAAUCCUCCAUUCAGCGCCAUGUCUACUCUGUCAAGCUCGAUGGCACUGACCUCAAGCCCCUCACUGAUACCUCCGUCGAGGCAUACUACAGUGCGUCCUUCUCCUCUGGCAGCGGCUACGCUCUACUCAGCAACGAGGGCCCACGCAUCCCCUCGCAGCGCGUCAUCUCCACGCCAUCCCUCGCUAUCAACUACAACCAGACCGUCGAGGCCAACGAGCUCCUCGCCGACCGCGCCCGUAAACACGAGCUCCCCACGCUCAAGUACGGCACCAUUGAGCUCGACACCGGCGCCACCGUCAACUACGUCGAGCGCCGCCCACGCCACUUCGAUAUCAACAAGAAGUACCCCGUCCUGUUCCAGCAGUACUCAGGCCCCAACUCGCAGCAAGUCACGAAGCGCUUCGCCGUCGACUUCCAGUCCUACGUGGCCUCUAACCUCGGCUACGUCGUGGUGACCGUCGACCCUCGGGGCACAGGCUUCCUCGGCCGCAAGCACCGCGUCGGCGUGCGCUCACAGCUCGGCGUCCUCGAAGCACAGGACCACAUCGCCGCGGGCCAAUACUACGCAUCCCUGCCAUACGUCGACGAGUCGCGCCUAGCCAUCUGGGGCUGGUCGUACGGCGGCUUCAUGACGCUUAAGACGCUCGAGCAGGACCAGGGCCGCACGUAUUCGUAUGGCAUGGCCGUUGCGCCCGUCACCAGCUGGCGCUUCUACGACUCCAUCUACACGGAGCGCUACAUGCGCACGCCGCAGGUCAACCCAGAGGGAUACAAGAAGGCGAGCAUCAACAACGCCACAGCCCUCGGCGACAGCAAGCGCUUCCUGCUGAUGCACGGCUCUGCAGACGACAAUGUGCACUUCCAGAACUCCCUCACGCUGCUGGAUGACCUCGACAUGGCGGGCGUGGAAAACUACGAUGUCCAUGUCUUCCCUGACUCGGACCACGGCAUCUACUUUCACAAUGGACAUACGAUUGUCUAUGAGAAGCUAAAUAACUGGCUGAUUAAUGCGUUCAACGGGGAGUGGCUCAAGGUUGCUAACCCCACGCCGGUGCCGAACAAGAAGUAGUAGAUGUAGCUGUAGAUCGAUUUUUUGCUUUCAUGUUUCUUAUUGGCACUGUUUCGUUUUUCGUUUUUUGGAUUUUUCUUAUUUGCAUGUAUAGUAUAGCGGCAUGAGUAGUAGACACAUACAAUUGACUCGCGAUUAUAAAACACAAAGUUUACAAGCGUAAUACACUCAUAAUUUAUUAGUAGAGAUACAGCAGUGAUGUAUUACAUAUCAAGGACACGCUGGUGAAUUCACAUGGAAAGAAAAGUAGUUAAGGUAUAACGCAUUAAAUUCA
This is a messenger RNA of [Torrubiella] hemipterigena, 3202 nucleotides long. The record is from the annotation of a GenBank genome assembly. Lineage: Eukaryota; Fungi; Ascomycota; Sordariomycetes; Hypocreales; Clavicipitaceae.